Molecule: messenger RNA, 795 nt
Organism: Ochlerotatus camptorhynchus
Lineage: Eukaryota; Metazoa; Arthropoda; Insecta; Diptera; Culicidae
Exons: 1
Coding region: 1-795 (264 amino acids)
Source: RefSeq, a predicted model, not a curated record
AUGGCUCAACGUAUUCCACUGAGGAAAAAGAAUGCGAAGAAUGUUAUGCCACUACUACCACCCGAACUCACUCAGGAAGGUACGUCGUACGCCUUCCUCGGUCCGAAGAUCCGCAAGUCACCUCGAGCAAUUGCCACCCGCCGAUUCUACAGCCUUGAAAGACGCUUCGAAAGAGAUCCUGCCUUAAAGCAAACCUACCACGCAUACAUCGAAGAAUAUCUCCGCCUUGGUCAUAUGCAGAAACUCGAUGUAGUUGACGACGAAAUCCCGCACUGCUAUUUGCCACACCACCCGGUAUUCAAGGAGAGCAGCACCACCACUAAGGUACGCGUAGUGUUCGAUGCCUCCUGCAAGACUUCCUCAGGAAUAUCGUUAAACGACACACUUCUCGUUGGUCCAGUCAUGCAACAAGAUCUCGUCACAAUCACCAUUCGAUUCCGUUUCCACGUGAUUGCUUUCGUUGCUGAUGUGGAAAAAAUGUAUCGACAAGUAUUCCAUUUUCCCAUCGAUCAACACUUCCUACGAAUCGUAUUUCGCCGAAACCCAACUGAUCCUCUCGACACGUACGAACUGCUUACUAUUACGUACGGCACCGCUUCUGCUCCGUUUCUGGCAACACGGACACUUCAACAACUGGCGAAAGACGAAGGCGACAAGUAUCCAGAAGCAGUGGAAGCCGUAGUUGAGGAUUUUUACGUAGAUGAUCUUCUCUCGGGUGCGGACAAUCUCGAAUCCACAAUCGAAAUUAUCGUCGCCAAAUUACUGCUAUGCUCGCGUCAGCCGGUUUUCCGAUGA